GCACGCUCUCGCGGCCAACCGUGCCGUGUGCUGCGCGCCUGACUCAGUGCGCACUUGUCGCUAGCGCAUCCGCUUCGCCAUCGCUCGGGCGCAAGCGUUCGCUGACCAGCACUUGCCUAGCGAGGGCAAAAAAACCAAGGUUGCAGGCCAGUCAGAGAGCGCGAGCUUGCCGCGCACUCGUUGCAAUAAUCGCACGCAUUGACAAAGAAAAAUGCGUCGCCGCGGCGCGUCGCUGCUCUUUGCGGCCGCCACUGCAGCGGCGCUGAGCCCUCCAAACCGCAGCGUCAAAGCGCCGUCUGCGAGACAGGCCACGACCGCAGUAAGAGGAGGCGUCCUGCGCGCCUACGACUCGUUGCUGAAGAGGCGGCCGCUGCCCACGAAAAUGGCGUCGUCUGGGGCCGCGUCGGCGUUGGGCGACGCCCUCGCACAGACGAUCGUCGGCAACACCUACGACCCGCGCCGUACGUUGGUGUUUGCGGCCAUCGGGGUCUUUUACUUCGCGCCCUUAUUGCACCUGUGGUACAAGGCGCUGCAUAAGCUUGAGAAAAGCGGCGUCGCUUCCGGGCGAUUUACGAGGAGGCAAAUUAUAGGACUACAACUCCUCAUGAACCAGAGUAUUGGAGCGAUGUGCGCGAAUGGAGGCUUCUUCUACGCCUACGCCGCGUUCGACCGGUGGCUGCCCGGCGGCGGCAACGCUCCUAUUUUAGAGACGGCGUCGAAGGCGUUCCACCGGAAGUUCUGGAGGAUCAUGAAGGCGAACUGGGUCGUCUGGCCGCUGCCCUCCUUCGUCAACCUGGCGCUCGUGCCGCUGGACUACCGCGUGCUGUUCAUGAACUGCUUUGCGGUCGUGUGGAAGUGCGUGCUGUCAUUAUUGACGCGGGCUGGGGCCUAACACUAGUGUUGUUGUUUA
Messenger RNA from Pelagomonas calceolata, 910 nucleotides. The record is from the annotation of a GenBank genome assembly. NCBI's taxonomy places the organism in Eukaryota, Pelagophyceae, Pelagomonadales, Pelagomonadaceae.